Messenger RNA from Blastomyces gilchristii SLH14081, 543 nucleotides. RefSeq lists its product as uncharacterized. The transcript has a single exon. Bases 1 to 543 code for a protein of 180 amino acids. Lineage: Eukaryota; Fungi; Ascomycota; Eurotiomycetes; Onygenales; Ajellomycetaceae. The record is from RefSeq and is a predicted model, not a curated record.
AUGCCAGGUGCUAAUCUUGAAGCAGAAUAUCAGUGGAGGAUCAACACAAUCAACACAGAAGUUGCAUUCUGUGGCAUGGAGAAAGGGCGGCCCUCGCACUGGCUCACACAGACCCGUGGCCAGCCCACAGUUGAUGAUGACCCUUGUCCUCCGACCAAGUGGCAGAGGUGCUCAGUGAAGAAUAACACUGAGGUCCUCUUGCACCAAGCAAUGGAGUCUGUGCAGGCCAAGUCUACAGCUGAACAGCCUCAGACCUGCUUUCAGCCUCGCGUUUGCUUUCUCUGUGUUGGGAAUCCUAGUUGCGCGCUGGAGGACCGCAUUAUGAAAUACACAACAUCCAGAUCACUUACAAGGCACUUUCUACAAAGACAUAUCAACCCUCCAUGGCCGGCCACUGGGGUUGAGUGCAAUGUUUGUGAGGGGAAGGUGCUCCCGGCCAAAUCUACUCUUCUAAGUCAUGCAGAGGAGGCCCAUGGAACUGUUGUGCGGGGUCGCGCUCGGGAGAAACUGGUGUUGGAAUAUCAACAGAGCCUAGAGAACUAG